GUAUUUUUUAAGUUGAGUUUAAAUUUUUUUGCGAAAAUCGCAAACUAUUUGCGAAAGUUUUCAUGUAGUAUUAUUAAUACAUUUUAAAUUUUAUUAAAUAUCUCACAGUAGAAAAUAAAAGGUUUUGGUAUUAUUGUUUUAACAGAAAUGCAUUAUGUACAAAAAUAUGUGGAAAAGUUACAAAAUCCUAAAACAAAUAAUACUCCAAUAAGUAAUGGAUUUAAAACAAACAUAUUUCUAUAUUGUAGCUACUAUAGCUUCUAUUCUCAAAAGGUUUUGAUGGCACUUUAUGAAAAAAAUAUAGAAUUUGAGCCUCUGUUAAUCGAUAUUACGAAAGGAGAGCAAUAUUCUUCAUGGUUUCUCGAAAUCAAUCCCAGAGGGGAAAUUCCUGUGUUAAAAGUUAAUAAUGCUAUAAUACCAGAUUCAACUAGAAUUUUGGAUUACUUGGAAUUUUACCUAAACCAAGAAACUCCCCCAUUAAUUAAUGUUUCGGCAGACAACAAAGUAAUGAAAAAUGUCAACAUGUUUCGAGAGAUGAUAGAGGCUUUACCCGCAGGCCUUAUCACUGUUGGUUCAUUCUUUCACCCUCAUUUGUGUGGUACACCAAAAAUGCCAUUUAUAUUACCUGUACGAGAAGUACUUAAAAAUGGCGAUUUAUCUAACUCAAAUAAUUUGAGAAAAUUAGCAAAGACAAAUCCAAAAGCUGAAAAUAUUUUACUCUAUAAAGCAGAAAUACAAGAUAGAAAGCAUGAAAUUAUUACAAAUGAAGAAGAAUAUUUGAAAGUAUUAAAUGUAGUGGAUGAUGUUUUGUCACAUGUUGAAGAUCAAUUAACAAAACAGUAUCAAGAAAAUUGGCUGUGCUGUGAGCAAUUUAGUAUUGCUGAUAUCAAUUUAGCUGUGUUACUACAACGUCUCUGGGAGUUAGGCCUAGAAGAGAGAUUCUGGACACGAGGGAAACGUCCUCAUAUUGAACAAUAUUUUGAGCGUGUAAAGGAACGAGAAUCAUUUAAAAAGACAAUGCCAAGUCUGCCUGUACAUAUUAAAAUGAUAGUUACUUCACAGCCUCCCGCAUAUAUUGGGGCAGCAGGUGCUAUCUCAGCAGGAAUGGUUCUUGCUUUGGCCUAUUUCUUUAAAAAACUUAUAUAUUAAAAGGAAAAGUAUUAAGAAAAAUUUAGGCUGUGUAUCAGAAGUACAACAAAUGUACUCGCAUUUGUAUUUAUAUAAUUAUUCUAUAAUAACUUAAUCUCAAUUAUACUUCAGUAUUAUAUUUACUAUAAGAGUAAUAAGAUGUUUUGAACAGGUAAAAUAUUUAUUUUAAAAUUUGUUUAAAUAAAAUAUUUUACUGUAGAUAAUUAAAUUAAAAUGAGAAUAAAAAAUGUCACACUUUAAGUGUUUAAAUAAACUA
Molecule: messenger RNA, 1405 nt
Organism: Pieris rapae (cabbage white)
Lineage: Eukaryota; Metazoa; Arthropoda; Insecta; Lepidoptera; Pieridae
Gene: Gdap1
Product: ganglioside-induced differentiation-associated protein 1
Exons: 5
Coding region: 148-1149 (333 amino acids)
Biological process (GO): mitochondrial fusion; mitochondrial fission
Cellular component (GO): mitochondrial outer membrane
Source: RefSeq, a predicted model, not a curated record